Molecule: messenger RNA, 1752 nt
Organism: Saccharomyces paradoxus
Lineage: Eukaryota; Fungi; Ascomycota; Saccharomycetes; Saccharomycetales; Saccharomycetaceae
Gene: POL4
Product: DNA-directed DNA polymerase IV
Exons: 1
Coding region: 1-1752 (583 amino acids)
Biological process (GO): double-strand break repair via nonhomologous end joining
Cellular component (GO): nucleus
Molecular function (GO): DNA-directed DNA polymerase activity; DNA binding
Source: RefSeq, a predicted model, not a curated record
AUGUCUCUAAAGGGUAAAACUUUCACCUUUUUACCUAAUCCUAACACAUCUUAUAACAGGUUUUUUGAAAAUAUAUUGAAAAAAAAAGGCGCUACAAUUGCAUCGGGUUUUGGAAAUUGUCUUCAAUCUGAUGCUAAAGAAGUGGUCAUUUUGAUUGAUGACUCCUUUGUUGAUCCUGAGAUGCAUUUGAUCCAGAAAGAUAUUUUCCAAAGGGAAGCAGGCUUAAAUGGUAUCGAUGACUUUCUUAAUAAGAUUGAAGAAUCAAACAUUCAAUGUCUGAAGACUAGCUGUGUCACAAAAUGGGUCCAGAAUGACAAAUUUACGGUUGAAAAAGGUGAUUUAAUUAGAUUUCGGCCAUCUAUUAUUGCUAUAUCUGAUGACACUGAUGACGAGCAAAGUUCUACUGAUAAAGAGAGUGAGGUUUCAACCGACGUGGAAAAUGAAGGGAAUGAUAGCGGCAAAAAUACAUAUAUCUUACAGGCUUCAAAAUUUAUUAAACAUCCCUCACAAGAAGGAGAAGGAACAACAUCGCUUGUGACUAACAAGAGAAAGUAUAAGAAUAACGAAUUGAUUAUCGCAGCAUUGAAAAGAUUAACUAAAAAGUAUGAGAUUAAAGGUGAGAAGUUUCGUGCAAGAAGUUAUAGACUUGCCAAACAGUCGCUGGAAAACUGCGAUUUUAACAUUAGUUCCGGUGAAGAAGCACAUAUUAAAUUAAGGAAUAUCGGGCCUAGCAUUGCUAGAAAAAUACAAGUUAUAUUAGAUACAGGAGUGUUACCAGGUUUGAAUGAUUCAAUGGGGUUGGAAGAUAAGCUAAAAUACUUCAAUAAUUGUUACGGUAUUGGGCCAGAAAUUGCUAAACGCUGGAAUCUUCUAAAUUUCGAAAGUUUCUGUGUUGCAGCUAAAAAAGAUCCGGAAGAGUUUGUUUCAGAUUGGACAAUUUUAUUUGGUUGGUCAUAUUACGACGAUUGGUUAUGUAAGAUGUCUCGAAAUGAAUGUUUCGCACAUCUAGAGAAGGUUCAAAAUGCACUACGCCAAAUUGAUCCUGAAUGCCAAGUUGAAUUACAAGGAAGUUAUAAUAGGGGAUAUUCUAAAUGUGGUGACAUUGAUCUUUUAUUUUUCAAGCCGUUUUGUAAUGACACGACCGAAUUGGCAAAAAUCAUGGAAACUCUUUGUAUUAAGUUAUAUAAGGAUGGUUAUAUCCAUUGUUUUUUACAGCUAACACCAAAGUUGGAGAACAUAUUCGUAAAAAAAAUAGUGGAGAGAUUUCGUGCAGCCAAGAUUGUUAGAUAUCGAGAAAGAAAGAGGUGGUAUUCAUCUGAGAUAAUCAAGAAAUUUUUCAUGGGAGUUAAACUGCCUCUAAAAAAAUUAGAAGAACUGAAAGAAAUGGAGAAUGAUGAAGGUACAUUGCUAAUUGAAGAGGAAGAAGAAGAAACGAAAUUAAAACCAAUUGACCAAUAUAUGUCUUUGAGCUCUAAGGAUGGGAAUUAUUGCAGAAGACUGGACUUUUUUUGUUGCAAGUGGGAUGAGCUUGGAGCAGGAAGGAUACACUAUACUGGAUCUAAAGAGUACAAUAGAUGGAUAAGAAUAUUGGCAGCACAAAAAGGCCUUAAGCUUACACAACACGGCUUAUUUCGAAACAAUACCCUUCUUGAAAGCUUUAACGAACAUAGGAUUUUCGAAUUAUUAAACUUAAAAUACGUUGAACCCAAACACAGGAAUAAGAUCGAAUGGGAGAAAAAAGCAACUGGUUAA